Molecule: messenger RNA, 4037 nt
Organism: Herpailurus yagouaroundi (jaguarundi)
Lineage: Eukaryota; Metazoa; Chordata; Mammalia; Carnivora; Felidae
Gene: SPATA22
Product: spermatogenesis associated 22
Exons: 8
Coding region: 2761-3795 (344 amino acids)
Biological process (GO): homologous chromosome pairing at meiosis; gamete generation; meiotic DNA repair synthesis
Source: RefSeq, a predicted model, not a curated record
UUAAAUUACUAAUAGACUGCUAUUAACUAGAAGCCUUACUGCUAGUCAAUUAACACAUAUUUUACAUAUGUAUUAAAUAUCGUAUCCUUACAAUAAAGUAACCUCCAGAAAAGAAAAUGUUACUAAGAAAAUCAUAGAGAAAAUACACGUACAGUACAGCACUCUAAAAAAUCCAGCUAUAAGUGGACCUGUACAGUUGAAAACUGUGCCGUUCAAGGGUCAACCGUACUAAUAUGUUUCAUGGUCUCAAAGUCCUAGGCCUGUACUAACAACCUUCUCUCCAUCUGUAGACCCUCCUCACAUUUCUGUUCACCUCUCCCAGGCUUCAAAUGGCGAGAAGAUAGAGUAACAACAUAACAUGGCCUUUGACUUCAGACAGAGCUAGAAUUACUAUUCCUGGCCUAUAGUAAGGACUCAGUGAAUGGUAGCUACUGUUAUUGAUUACAGGCUAACAUUUACCGAGCAUUUACUGUGCCCCAGGGCUGUUCAUUUUUCUCUUUUAAGAGUUUUAGGGGAACUGAGUAAAUAGUUAUACCUGCUUUACUGAGAAGAGAAGUGUAGGUGUAGAGGGGGUAAAUAACUUGCCCAAGAUCAUAGGGCCAAGAUCAGAGGCGUCUGGCCAGCGCCAGAGUUCCGGGUCAUUGCGGCAUUCCACUUCCUCUCCCGGCCCUUGAACACCCUUUCCCUCCACUGAGCUCUCGCACAGUGCAGUCCCUGCUCUUAGAGUUGCAGGGCCCUCCUCUUAACCGGGGCCUCAGCUCUCCAGGGGCCUCAGCGCUGCAGCCAGCCAGCCGCCAGAUGACUAAUUCCCAGCCCACACGAUGCAAAGUCAAACAAACCUUAUGACCUGCUUUUCAGGCCCGAGGCCUCGUUAUUCUCUUCUAGGCGAACCUCCAAUGUCUUACAAACGUUUUAGGUUUUAGAACCUAAAAAAAUGUGUGCGCUGGGGAAAGGGGAAAGAGGAGUGUUGGGCCACCAGUCGUGGGUACGUCUCAGCGGUGAAUAGAACGGCUCGUCCCUAGAGCCAUCCGGCGCCUCGUACCUCACAGCUGCGAGCAGGAAGGACAGGCGCGUGAACAUCUUUUUCUCACCGUCCACUGAAAGGAUUAUGCCACAGCACCCGAGCCCCAGAGGCGGGUGGCUCCUGCGCCUGCGCAGUGGGCGGCGCGGGUGCAGGUGCGCUUGCGCAAAGCUCGACUUCUCGCGCUUCUUCAGAGGCCGGGAAGUCAGCGGUAGCUGACUGGGCUGUGUUGGCGACGUCGACGACGACGGAGCCGGAGCGAGGCGAACGGGUGACAGUUGUUGGGGGUUGGGAGCCUGAGGGUUAAAGUUGCGUGUCGUGUUGGCCCGAGGGCCAAGAAGGGAAAGAGUGUAUUGUCUCUAGUUACCAAACUGCCCCAGUCCCUGGGUCAGGAGAGGUGGUUGGAAAGAGAAUGUAGGCCUGACUGGACCGCUCAGGAGUGGCCAAAAUAGGCCCUCCUUGCCUCCAUUUGAGCUAGUGGCCUUUGGGGGCUGUGUGUGUGUGUGUGUGUGUGUGUGUGUUGACUGAACAAACUUUUUGCAUGUCGACGCUGCCAACCACCUAACUGCCGUUAGAGUCCAGUUAGAAGCUGGGGUGGGGGCACCUCAGCAUCCCCGGCCCUCCGGUCUGGGGGAGGAUGUCUCAUUUUUGUUGAUUUUGUUUGCAUGGCACUCAGAAACGUAAUGACCCUUGUAAGCCCCACUCUAGGUUCAUGGUGUGAGUUGCGUUGGUAUUUCUGUGCGGAGAAAACGUCGUGUAACCUCAGUUUUGCUUCCUAGAAUGACAUCAAGAAUAUUUUCUAAAGGGCCCGCGAUAUCCGGCUUCAAGCCCAAGAUUUGGAAACAAAGCAGAGGCAGUCCCUGCCCUUAUGUUUCCCCAUUUUUAUUUCUUUAAGUGAUAUUUGGAAAUUUGUUCACCUCAGUAUGAUUUGCGGUGUUACUUAGUUGUUUCCUCACUGGAUAAUGAAUUUAGGAGCAGAGAUUACCUUAUUUAGGUUUGUAUUUUGCCUUUUCAUGUAAUAGGUGUUUGUUGCAUUAAAUUGGGAUUGAAAUAUAUUAGGAGGAGGCUAAACAUGGAAAAAAAAUUGCAACAAAUUUUGUUGUAGAAGAAAAAACAAAGAAAAACCUUGUUUCACUUGUUGAAAUUAUAUAGAUUGAGUAGAAAUUUAUUAUUGCAAUUAAUCUGGAUAUUGAGGCCUUAGUCUUUGGUAUUCUGUAAUACAGGGAUCUCCAGUUAAUGGCCAAAGCAAGUGAUCUGCACAGUGUUUUAAAGUGAGUUGGAGCGUGUUCUCACGUGGUUAGUUCACUUGUGUAGGUUUCCUCCCUGGCCUUGCGAGCAUAUCAGUUUGCCAGUGUUGUAGCCAUUUCCCUCUUUUAUAAAUCUGGUUCAGCAUCUUCAUUGUGGGUUUUUGGUUGUGAAACAUGUUAUGUGGACUGUGUGGAAAAAAAAAAUGUAUGUUUAGGCAGCAAGGUUAUAGCCACCUCAGUCGUAACCAAUUUUGAACAGAGUUGGAAAAAUGGAUCAUGUUGUAAAUUCUUAUUCGGGAAGCAGGGUUCUGUAAAGUGUUUACCUUAUUUUGAAGCCAUAGUGUUAAAUCAAAAUUUCAGUAAUUAGUAGGCUGAGAAUUUGAUUUUUUCGUUGAUAUAAUGUGAAUUGCAUAUUUCUUGGAAGGUUUAGUCAACUUCAUUUGUAAAUUUGGAGUGCUAAAGACAAAGUUACAGAUUUUAAUAUUGAAGGAAAUGAAGAGAAACCUAAAUGAAAAUUCAACUCGAAGUACAGCAGGCUGUUUGCCUGUACCAUUGUUCAAUCAGAAAAAGAGGAAUAGACAGCCAUUAACCUCUAAUCCACUUACAAAUGAUCCAAGUAUCAGUACUGCUUCUGACAGUUAUGACUUCCCUCCUUUACCAACAGAUUGGGCCUGGGAAGCUGUGAAUCCAGAGUUGCCUCCUUUAGUGAAAACACUGAACACAGGGCAAAUGCCACAUUCAGUUUCUCCUCCCCUGAGAAGUCAAGAUUCUAUGUCUAAGUCUAUUCAAUCUAUUCAAUCAAAUACUGAAAGAAGCAAGAGUGGUUGGAGCUACAGAGAUGACAACAAAAAUACUAGCUGGAAAACUUGGGAUAGAAAUGAUUUUAGGCCUCAAUGUGAAAGGACAAACUUAGUGGCAAAUGAUAGAAUAAAUUCUUGUCCAAGGAGUUGGGGAGCUCAACAACAGAAACAGUUGAAAAUACCCGAACCUCCUAACUCAUCUCAUCAAAGAGAAACUGAAGUACUCAGAGAAACACAUUCAUCAAAAAUACCUGGCUCCACAAUGAGAGGUCUAGACAAAAACAGUGCAUUACAGGCAUUUAAGUCUAAUUUUCAACAAAACCAAUUUAAGAAGAAAAUGUUGGAUUAUAUUCCAGAAGAAAGCACUCUCAAGGAAGACUCAUUGUAUCAGUUAAAGCUUAAGGAAAAAGAUAAUUCUUUAAGAAUUAUAUCUGCAGUGAUUGAAAGCAUGAAGUACUGGUGUGAACAUGCACAGAAAACUGUACUUCUUUUUGAAAUAUUGGCUGUUCUUGAUUCAGCUGUUACACCUGGUCCGUAUUAUUCAAAGACUUUCCUUAUGAGAGACGGGAAAAAUACUCUGCCUUGUGUAUUUUACGAAAUCUGUCUGGAACAGGGCAAGAUGAGAGUGUGUUUGAUGUCCUCAUGGUCCGCUCUGAGUAAAGCUGUUGAAGAUAUGAGAACAGUCUGCCGAUGCCAGCAGUCACCCAGUGUUGCCAGCAGAACUUGAUGGUAAACAUAGGGCAAGCAACCCACUGUUGAGUUCCAAGGCCCUGAAAGUAUUUGAACAGUUGAAGAAGCCUUGCUGGGAGCAGUGUGGUUGAGACCUGGCAUUACAGUUAAUGGGGAACUAAAGGAGAACAAAAUCUUUUGAUAGGAUUAAAUCUCUUGAUGGAGUCCUAUGAUUUCCAUUUCACUGUGAUCUAGAGAAUGAAAGUAUGCUCACAUCUGGAGAGGGGACACAAUCCAACU